This is a messenger RNA of Boeremia exigua, 2043 nucleotides long. RefSeq names its product fungal-specific transcription factor domain-containing protein. The coding region runs from base 1 to 2043 and encodes 680 amino acids. Gene Ontology annotation, molecular function: zinc ion binding; DNA binding. Gene Ontology annotation, biological process: DNA-templated transcription. The transcript is spliced from 3 exons. Lineage: Eukaryota; Fungi; Ascomycota; Dothideomycetes; Pleosporales; Didymellaceae. The record is from RefSeq and is a predicted model, not a curated record.
AUGGAUGGGGAAAGGCCCUCGAAAAGGCGUCGCACUUCGAUGCAUCCACCUCGCGAAGUGGGUUUAAUGCGUAGCGUCCCUGGAGACAAACUCUCAAGCUUUGUUGGAAGCGCCAGUGGUAUUUACUUCAUUCGAUCGGUAUACGGUGCAAUUCGUGGCGCCCACCCAUCAGCAUCGACUCAGAUAGAGACGCCCGAAAGCGAUCACGUCCCAGGAGAAGACGAUUAUCUCCCUUCAUCUGCGCCCAACGCCCCUGGUCAAAUAUGGAGAGACGAGGAGACUCAGUCCAGGCCUUUAAGUACUGUUUCAUUCCAAGAGCUUGUAGACUGGAGCGCAAGCUAUUUCGCCAACUGGCACCCAUUUUACCCAUAUCUGCAUGCUCCGAGUGUAUUGGAGUACUUCGAGAAAUUACCGCAACUCAACGAGCAAGUUAACGAUGGCGCGCCAAAUUUCCAGAUGACAAUCCUACGAUCCAUAAUGUCUAUAUCGCUUGCAGAUCACCGACAAUCAUCUGGGUUGGACACGGCGCAAUACCCUGCGGACCUUGUUUUCAAAUCUUACGACCAUGCAGUAGACUGCCUCCAGCAUGUUCUGACCCGUCCGACAACCCUUCAAUCCCUUCAGGCAGCUAUAAGCGUACAACUCUUCUUAGUCUCGAUGCUUCGGCUUAAUGCUGCUAGUCGCCUAGGCGGUCUUGUGAUUCGAAUGGCACUCCAGCUUGGGCUACACCGUUGCCCAACCCGAUUCCCGUCCUUUUCGGUCGCGGAGAAGGAACACCGCCAGAGAAUUUUCUGGUCACUCUACGCUAUUGAUCGCUUCAUAUGCCAAUCCAUGGGUCUCCCAUUAAGCCUCCACGACGAUGACGUUGAUGUUUGCUACCCGACUGCUGAGCGGCAUCUGGGUCAUCAGUACCCUACAGAUGAUAGACUACGGCUCACCAGCCUUGUGGCGCGACAAUAUACUAUACGAGGUCAGAUUAUAGAACUACGAAACAAAUCGCUUCAUUAUGUCCAAAAAGAUCCUGACAAGGCGACUGCUUUAACGGCGAAGCUAGCGCAAUGGUGGAACGAUGUGGAAGACUUCCAUGACACAGAAGAUGAUCAGCAUGCGUCUGCAUACCAUCGUGCCGUCUUGACGAUUUUGAAGCACGAGUCGAUCAUCUCUCUGAACCGACCAACUCUCGCAGCUUCACGUCAGGGACAUGCAUAUGAUGCUGCUCUUCAGCAAUGCAUUGGUUCUGCAAGAGCCAUCAUCACGACACUGCACAAAGCUAUUAAGCCGAGGCAUCAACGCGAGCCAACGUCGGACGCUCUAGCAUUGCUGUGGCCAUCGUGCACAUGGGCAGUUUGGAUCAGCACAUUCAUCCUGUUCCAUGCUGCCAGCAGUCAUCACGUCUCAGAUGGAAUCGUCUCCCGGCUUGCCGAUAAAGCUCUCGAUGUACUCCAUCAUCUUGCUCGAAGAGGAAGUGUAUGGCCCGAAGCCAGUGCCACUGCUGUUCGCGAGUUGCGUGAUCGCCUCACCCAGCGUCCUUCUCGACACCUGAGUUCAGAUCACCCGCCGACCACAUUGAACGAGACCAGCGCAAGAACGGAUCUGACAUCAGAUGCGAGCAUAUCUGCUCAGCCACACUACACAAGUUCUAGUGGAUUGGAAGCACCCCAAAGCGAAAACAACGAUGGGCCAAACCGCUCUACUUCCAGCAUGGGCUUGCCACAGGAACGUGCCGGCACUCACGUCGCUCAGCCAGCCACAGCUGGGUCGACCUCAUCUCACAAUACCUUCACACAAGCUUCAAGCGCACACCAAGUAGCAGAAGCGCCUCAGUCAUCCACUAACGCUUCCUCCGUUCCGUACAAUAACACCAAUGCUCCAGUCUUCGAUUUUGGCAGCUCAGAGUGGAGCGACUUCCUGCAGGCCAACGACACCUUCGACACGAGCGCACCGCUUCCUCAAGUUGAUGGCGUGGACCCGUACAUUGGUUUUGAUAUACCAUUCUGGCUUGGUCAAGAUCAGUAUUGGGAUAUGCUGCACGACCGUAACUGA